AUGAUGUUUUCUUUCACUUCACUUGAUGAAACAGUGCAGACAUCUAUUAAUAGCAUAGUUGGUCCGUACACAUUUCCAUUACACGGCCAAAAUUACUAUCUAUUGGGCGGUUUAUUGCCGGAGGAAAGCACGAGGCCUAAGUUUGCUCAGCUUUACAUUUUCGACAUAAAGAAUGAAAUUCAAAAUAGAAUUGAUGCCGUAAGGUCAGGAAACCAAUCUAACGAUCUUGACCCACACAUCGUGGCAUCGUUGAAAGAUAUGAUUGAUGGUAACAAUGGUGUUAGGGACAUUGUCGUUGAGACACGCUCGAAUAAGCUUCAACGAAUCAGUGAGCUCCAUCCUCAUUACCUUCCUCUACAGUAUCCUCUUUUGUUUCCUUACGGGGAAGAUGAUUAUCGAGACGAUAUAAGUUUGAGAGAAUCUUCGCUUGCGGAUAAUAGAAAACGGAGGAAGGAUGGACUUAGGGUUGACAUGUACAAGGGUAUCGAAGACAAAAUUUUUAAAGAAGACACCGAGGGUAAAUCGAUUGGACAACGCAUUAUAAUUUCAGGGUCGUUCACCGCAGGUCCAAGAUAUAUGUUUAACAACUUCGUUGAUGCUCUUCAAAUAUAUAAUUGGAUUGGAUUUCGAACUCUCUUCAUCGGCAAUCCUCGAUGGCCUGAAAUACAAAGGGUAUUGCAAGAUACAAAUCUUAGGUCGGAGGAUCGGCAAGACAUUCUGUGUCGUGAGUUUAAUAUGAAGCUCGACAGUAUGAUGAGAAAAAUUAAGAAAUGGCGUAUAUUCACGUUUGCACUAUUGAAUUUCAGAAAACGAAAUCUACCGCAUGCACAUAUUUUGUUGUGGUUGCAUAAUGAUGACAACGCCAAGACCCCAGAAAAAAUUGAUAGGAUUAUAUGUGCUGAAAUUCCUGAUGAAGAAAUCGACAGAAAUAUGUACCAGUUGGUGGAGAAGUAUAUGAUACAUGGACCGUACGGUCAGGAGAAUUUGAAAUCUCUCUGUAUGAAGGAUCGAGUUUGCACGAAGCGAUUUACCAAGCCAUUUGUGCAGCAAACUAAGUUAGAUGCAAAUGGUUAUACUGUGUACAGGAGAUGGGAAGAUGGCAGAACAGUUAUGAAGAAAAAGACUACUCUUGACAAUGAGUUUGUAGUUCCGUACAAUCGGGUAUUGUUGAGUAAAUACAGAGCUCACGUUAAUAUAGAGCUAUGCAACCAAAAAAAAAAGUCAAACAAAUACCUGUUCAAAUACAUCAACAAGAGCCAUGAUCGAGUUAUGGCGGCAUUUUAUGAAACACGCAAUACUGAUUGCGGUGCUGAGAUUCGUGGCGAGAUAAAGAUGUACUACGACUGCAGAUAUCUGCCGGCAUGUGAGGCAAUGUGGAGGCUGUUUAAUUUUGAUAUUCAUUACAGAGACCCAUAUGUAAUUAGGCUAAGCUUUCAUCUCCCCGAUCAUCAGCCGCUUGUCUUCAAUAAAAAUCAGUCAUUACAAAGUGUUAUGGACAGGCCAUCUUCCAAGCAAACGAUGCUCUUAGCGUGGUUUGAGGCGAACAAGAAUUAUCCACAUGCUAGGAACUUGAGAAUUACGGAGAUUUUCCACAGCAGUUUGUGUAUAAAGAGGAUUCUCGCACUUGGGCGCCAAGAAAAAAAAGAUUUUCUAUUGGAUGCAUGUUAUGUGUUGGGUUUGUUAGACGACAAAGAAUACAUAGAUGCGAUAAGAGAAGUGAAUGCUUGGGCAUCUAGGGAUUAUAUAAGGAGGUUAUUUGCGGUUAUGCUGCUUUCCAAUAGCUUAAGCCAACCCGAACAUGUUUGGCGAAGUUGUUGGUCAGAUUUGGCGGAGGGUAUUGCUUACAAACAACAACGGCUUCAUAAUAAUCCAGAUUUAUCUAUAUCGGAUGAAAGCUUGAUGAACUGUACUCUCACUGAUAUAGAGAAAAUAUUGCAAAGUAAUGGCAACAGUCUACGUAAUUACGCGCCCAUGCCAUUUCCAACCGAAUUCGCGAUGGAAGACACAGUAGACAAAUCGUCUGGAGGUAAGGUGGUUGUUCUUGGAGGAGAUUUUAGCCAGAUUUUACCUGCUGUACUCAAAGCAUCAAGGCAUGACAUAGUACAUGCUAUGGUAAACUCCUCUCUGUUGUGGAAUUUCUGUCUUGUCCUGAAGUUGAGUAAGAACAUGAGAUUGCAGUCAUGUUAUUCUCCACCUAACGUGGACGAGAUUCCCGAUGACAUGCUGAUUGGUGCUUCAGAAGAUCCAUUCAGAGACCUACUGAGUUUCGUAUAUCCCGAUUUGUUGAGUGAGGAGAAGUUGUACAUGAGCUCAGAUAGUAUGUAUAGGGACGAGCAAACAACGGAAGAUAAUGAAGAAAUCUAUUCGACUGAAUUCCUGAACACAAUAAGAUGCUCGGGAGUUUCUUCUCAUGUCUUGAAGUUCAAGGUCGGUGCACCAAUUAUGCUAAUAAGAAACAUCGAUCAAGCUAGAGAAUUGUACAACGGGACCAGACUUCAAAUUAUUAGAACCGACAUUCACGUUCUGAAUUGCAAAAUUCUAUCCGAUAAAAAUAUCGGUCACAUGGUGUUCAUUCCUUGGAUGACUUUAAUACCAUCUAACUCCAGACUGCCAAUUAAAUUUCAGAGAAUUCCUGUUGAUUGUUUCUUUUGCAAUGACGAUCAAUAA
This is a messenger RNA of Erythranthe guttata (spotted monkey flower), 2667 nucleotides long. The record is from RefSeq and is a predicted model, not a curated record. NCBI's taxonomy places the organism in Eukaryota, Viridiplantae, Streptophyta, Magnoliopsida, Lamiales, Phrymaceae.